This is a messenger RNA of Aphidius gifuensis, 1257 nucleotides long. RefSeq names its product torsin-1A-like. Bases 190 to 1257 code for a protein of 355 amino acids. Gene Ontology annotation, molecular function: ATP hydrolysis activity; ATP binding. The record is from RefSeq and is a predicted model, not a curated record. The transcript has 2 exons. Lineage: Eukaryota; Metazoa; Arthropoda; Insecta; Hymenoptera; Braconidae. Gene Ontology annotation, biological process: cellular response to misfolded protein.
UUGAUUUUUUUUUAUUUUCAUCACACACAAACCCAAGAUGACGAUGUUGACCUUGGAAAAAAGAAAAUAAAACAUGGAUGAUGCCGGGUGUGUUGUUGCAAAAGAUCUUUAAUGUUAAUUUCAUAAAUAAAGUCCAAAAAAUAAUAAAUAAAUUUGAUUAUAAUUUAAGUUUAAGUGAUAGUUAUUGUGAUGAAUAUUAAACGUAGUGUUGUAACAUUGUCACUUUGGUUGAUUUAUUAUUUUCAAGAGACAUCAUGUUUUGAUCCAAUAACUAUUGGAGCUGGUGCAGUAUUUACAGCUGGAUCAAUUUAUUCUGGAUUUAAAUAUUUUACAAAUGAUUGUAAAAGCAAUGAAUGUUGUAACAAUGAAAAUUGGAUAAAAAAAGAUAUGCAAGCUCUAAAAAUGGCAAUGAAUCAACGUCUAUUUGGUCAACAUAUUGCACAUACAACAGUAUUAGCAGCAAUGACAUCUCAUAUAAAUAAUCCAGAACCAAAAAAAGCAUUGACAAUGAGUUUUCAUGGUCUACCUGGUUCAGGAAAAAAUUAUUUAUCAUCAAUGAUUGCAAAUUCAUAUUUUACAAAAGGUGAAAAUAGUAAAUAUUAUCAUUUUUUUAAUGGUAGAACAGAAUUUACAAAUGAUCAACAUAUUGAUAAAUAUAAAUUAUCAAUUAAAAAAAAAAUAAUUGAUAGUUUAAUUGAUUGUCCAAAUUCAAUAUUUGUAUUUGAUGAAGUUGAUAUGAUGCCACAAGGUGUAUUAAAUGUACUUGUACCAUUUUUACAAUAUGGAAAACAUCAAAAUAUAUAUAAUGAUAAUGAUCAACAUAUUGAUAUUAAAACAAAUAAUGCAAUAUAUAUUUUUUUAUCAAAUACUGGUAGUCAUGAAAUAAUAAAUACAUUAAUUAAAAUAUGGGAAAAUGGUGGUAAUCGUGAUAAUACAAAGCUAAGUGAUUUUGAAAAUAUUAUAACAAUGGGGGCAUUUAAUGAAAUUGGUGGUUUUAAAAAUAGUCAUACAAUAAGUACAAAUUUAAUUGAUCAUUAUGUACCAUUUUUACCAAUGGAAGAAAAACAUAUUAAACGUUGUAUUGAAAUUGAAUUUAAUGAUAAAAAUUAUAAACCAAGUGAUGAUGAUAUUAAUGAAGUCAUGUCAUAUGUUACAUUUGAUUCAUCAACACACAAUUUAUUUGCUAAAUCUGGAUGUAAAAGAUUAUCACUUAAAAUAGCAACAAUUGUUUAUCAAAAAAGAGAUAAGUUUUUAUAA